Messenger RNA from Fomitiporia mediterranea MF3/22, 678 nucleotides. RefSeq lists its product as uncharacterized. Lineage: Eukaryota; Fungi; Basidiomycota; Agaricomycetes; Hymenochaetales; Hymenochaetaceae. Gene Ontology annotation, molecular function: transmembrane monodehydroascorbate reductase activity. The transcript is spliced from 6 exons. The coding region runs from base 1 to 678 and encodes 225 amino acids. The record is from RefSeq and is a predicted model, not a curated record.
AUGCGUUUUUUCCGUAGGGAGGGUCGACAAGGGGAUGCUGUGGCGCGUUUGGCAGCGUUGGUGAGCGUCGAUAUAUCCGUUUUUCUUAUUUCUGCUGUAUACACGACGUACCUCAUAGCAUCGAGUAAUCCACGUUCAUUAUCAUGGUUCGCGUACCACCCGCCAUUACAAAUGGCUUCUAUAGCGCUUUUCACGCUGGGCAUUCUAACACUCCAACCAACAAGCCAACCAAAGACGAAAGCGGCCGGACUCGUACGCCACCAAUUAUGUAUGCUUCUUGCUGGUGCACCGCUACUUGCAACUGGGACGUGGGUUAUUUAUCAUAACAAGGAUAUCAAUGCGCGAAAACACUUCACGACUUGGCAUGGAACAAUUGGUAUAAUUGCUGUCAGCUGGUUAACAGUACAAACCAUCAUCGGUUGCGCAAGCGUAUGGUUCGGUGGCGCAGCACUUGGCGGAGGUAUGAAAGCCAAAAGUGUAUGGAAAUAUCAUAGAGCAUCAGGCUACGUUUUAUACCCUCUCCUCAUGUACGCCGCACACCUCGGCGGCGCAUGGUCGACCUUCUCGAAUAGCCACGCAGGUCAUCUCAUGCGGCUCAUAGCAUAUUCCAUCGGACCUAUCAUUACGGUUGUCGCCGUUUACAGCAGGAUAAGACCAUCAAAAAUGAAGUUCUUCUGA